Molecule: messenger RNA, 3333 nt
Organism: Saccharomyces eubayanus
Lineage: Eukaryota; Fungi; Ascomycota; Saccharomycetes; Saccharomycetales; Saccharomycetaceae
Gene: RIA1
Product: GTPase RIA1
Exons: 1
Coding region: 1-3333 (1110 amino acids)
Biological process (GO): cytosolic ribosome assembly
Cellular component (GO): ribonucleoprotein complex; cytosol
Molecular function (GO): GTP binding; GTPase activity; ribosome binding
Source: RefSeq, a predicted model, not a curated record
AUGGUUAGAGUUGAAUCAGAGACUUACAAACGUUUACAAAAUGACCCUUCCUGUAUAAGGAAUAUUUGCAUUGUUGCGCAUGUCGAUCAUGGUAAAACUUCUCUUUCAGACUCGCUUCUAGCUUCAAAUGGUAUUAUAUCACAAAGACUAGCCGGUAAGAUCAGAUUUUUAGAUGCUAGGCCUGAUGAGCAAUUGCGUGGUAUCACAAUGGAAUCAUCGGCUAUUUCCCUUUAUUUUAGGGUUUUGCAUAAACAAGAAGGUUCGGAUGAGCCUUUGGUGAACGAGCACUUGGUAAACUUGAUAGAUUCCCCAGGACAUAUUGACUUUUCUAGUGAAGUUAGUGCGGCAUCCAGAUUAUGUGAUGGGGCUGUCGUAUUAGUCGAUGUCGUUGAGGGGGUGUGUUCCCAAACAAUCACUGUGCUAAGACAAUGCUGGACUGAAAAAUUAAAGCCUAUUUUGGUUUUAAAUAAAAUUGAUAGAUUAAUAACUGAGCUACAACUUACCCCUCAAGAAACUUAUAUCCAUUUAUCGAAAGUCAUUGAACAAGUUAACUCCGUUAUCGGUUCUUUUUUCGCCAACGAAAGACAACUGGAUGAUUUAUCUUGGAGAGAACAAUUAGAACAAAAUGAAAACGCUGAAUACAUUGAGAAAGAUGACUCAGGAAUUUACUUUAACCCUAGCGAUAACAACGUUAUCUUUGCAUCUGCUGUAGAUGGUUGGGGUUUCAACAUCGGACAAUUGGCCAAAUUCUAUGAACAAAAACUAGGUGCUAAGAGAGAAAAUCUGCAAAAAGUUUUGUGGGGUGACUUCUAUAUGGAUCCAAAAACAAAGAAAAUCAUCAAUAGUAAGGGCCUAAAAGGAAGAUCCCUAACACCUCUCUUUACGUCCUUGAUCCUCGAAAAUAUAUGGAAGAUUUAUCAAAAUGUAAUCAUAUCAAGAGAUUCUGACAUGGUCGUGAAAAUAGCAAAGACUCUAAAUAUCAAGCUUCUACCACGUGAUCUAAGAUCAAAGGAUGACAAGCAAUUAUUAAGAACAAUUAUGGGACAAUGGUUGCCCGUUAGCACAGCAGUGUUACUUACAGUCAUCGAAAAAUUACCUUCACCUUUAGAAUCACAGACUGAUCGUUUGGAUACUAUUCUGGCUUCUGAAGCAGACGCUGCAGACAUGGAUCCCAAACUGUUGGAAGCGAUGAAGACGUGCGACAGGGAAGGGCCAGUAAGUGCAUAUGUAUCUAAGAUGCUUUCUAUUCCGAAAGAAGAACUGCCUGUUGAAACUAAUAGGGAAGUUUCGUCCGAUGAACUGAUGGAAAGAAGCAGAAAAGCACGAGAAGAAGCAUUGAAUGCUGCAAAACAAGCAGGUAUAGUAGAAAACAUGGCGCAGAUGGAUUUGAACGACAAUACCAAGGAUGAUGGCGAUUUUUAUAAAAGAGCAAAGGACACCGUCACUACUCCAGAAAUGGGAGAGCAACCAAAACCAAAACCCUUGGUUAACAACGAUAUCUUUCAUGUCGUUUCGGAGCCUGCUCCGGCUUUAGAUUUAGGCUUUGACUAUGAGGAAGAUGAUGAUGCUAAUAUCCAAGAUAAUUUCGGCUUAGACUUCGUACCAACCGAUAUAGACCCAAAUGACCCCCUAAGUUCCAUGUUUGAAUACGAGGAAGAAGGCACAUUUGCAAAUGAAGUCCCCCAAGCUUUAGAAGAUGUGAAUAUUGAAGAAGAUGAUAUAUUUGAUGAAAAGGAAGAAUCGCUGGUAGCGUUCGCAAGAAUAUAUAGUGGAACAUUAAGGGUUGGCCAGGAAAUUUCAGUAUUGGGUCCUAAGUAUGAUCCAAAACGUCCCGACGAGCACAUUGAGACUGCAGUUAUUACACAUUUAUAUCUGUUUAUGGGUAAGGAAUUGGUUCCUUUGGAUGUUUGCCCAUCAGGCAACAUCGUCGGUAUUCGUGGUUUAGCCGGUAAAGUUUUGAAAAGUGGUACUUUGGUGCAAAAGGGUGUUCAAGGUGUCAAUUUAGCGGGGGUUAAUUUCCACUCUACUCCAAUCGUUCGUGUUGCAAUAGAACCAGCUAAUCCUGUUGAAAUGAGUAAACUGGUACGUGGAUUAAAAUUGUUAGAUCAAGCGGACCCUUGUGUGCGCACAUACGUUGAGAACACGGGUGAACAUAUUUUAUGUACUGCCGGUGAAUUGCAUUUGGAAAGAUGUUUGAAGGAUUUGACAGAAAGAUUCGCGGGAAUCGAAAUCACACAUUCAGAACCUGCGAUCCCAUAUAGAGAAACAUUCUUGUCCGUUUCCGAUAUGAUUUCACCAAAGAAUGCGCAAUUGGGGAGGGGCGUUCAUCAAUUGCUAUUGGGUCAAUAUAGGAUUACGUUCAGAACAAUCCCAUUGAGCGAUAAAAUUACAGAAUUUUUGUCUCAACAUCAAAACAGCAUUAAAAAUAUUCUGAAAACCUCCACCUCAAAUAUCGACCCUAUCAUUGAAACAACUGGAGGUGCUCUUUUAGAUAAUAACUCAUUCUUAGCUGCGUUUGAAGAUGUAAUAUCUAAGGACGGAAAGAGCGGAGAUCUUCUAAAAGGGUUCAAAUCAAGGUUGGCAGGCCUAGGGCCCAACAGGGUUGGUUGUAACAUUUUGUUAUCAGACGAUAAUCUCCUUGGUAGUCUAUUUGAAGGUACUCCAGCAGCUUUUGAAUAUUCAGACUCUGUCAAAAAUGGUUUCCAAUUGGCUGUUAGCGAGGGACCUCUGGCGAAUGAACCUGUCCAGGGAAUGUGUGUUAUUGUCGAGGGUAUUCAUAAAAUGUCACAGGAAGAGAUUGAAUCUAUUGAGGACACACAUUACCAAGAACAUAUUGUGGAUUUGUCAGGAAGGCUGAUAACAUAUACAAGAGACGCUAUACAUGAAGCUUUCUUAGAUUGGUCGCCAAGAAUUAUGUGGGCCAUCUACUCAUGUGAUAUCCAGACUUCUGUUGACGUCCUUGGGAAAGUAUACGCAGUUGUACUACAAAGACAAGGUAAAAUUAUAUCAGAAGAAAUGAAAGAAGGUACUCCAUUUUUUCAAAUCGAGGCCCAUGUGCCUGUCGUAGAGGCAUUCGGCUUAAGUGAAGAUAUUCGUAAAAGAACAUCUGGUGCAGCACAACCUCAAUUAGUGUUUUCUGGAUUUGAGUGUAUUGAUUUAGAUCCGUUUUGGGUUCCAACGACAGAAGAAGAGCUGGAGGAACAGGGUGACACGGCAGAUAAAGAGAAUAUUGCUCGUAGGCAUAUGAAUGCCAUCAGAAGAAGAAAAGGUUUAUUCAUUGAAGAGAAAGUUAUUGAAAACGCCGAAAAACAGCGUACUUUGAAGAAGAAUUGA